GUUGAAUUAGUGUAUCGAGCACGAUUUUUGAUAAAAUAUUAUAAAUUACGCAGUGUGUAAAAUGUCGUUCCUCACAGAAUAUUUUGAUGAAUAUCGACAGCAUCCUAUUCGGAAAACUCAAAUAUGUCGGCCCGAACUCAGGUGGGCUAAGUUGGAAGGAAAAUGGUUGGACCCGAAGAUGGGAUCUGAAGAUAAAGCUUGGACUGAGGAGGAAAUAGAACAGUUUAUAAAGAUGACUAUGAAGAGCUUACGCGGACAGUCCACUUAUUUUAACGACUACUGCGCUCACCUUUCUCCUGAAUUCAAAACAAGACCAUUUAAACCUCGAGAGAAGAAGCGUAGACCUUGCAAAUCUGAAGGGGUGGUCGAUGACACGCCACCACCACCACCGGCACAGAAGCUGGCCAUCAAAGAUACAGAAUUGAUGAAACUGGCGCGGGAACUUUAUGAGCGGGACAUGAACAAACCGACCCUGGAAUCGUUACCAACGCAAUUGAGAAUCCUCGGCUAUGUGCGACCCUGUCUCUAUAAGACUGGCAUCAGCGAGUACCAGGAGAGUAUUGCUCGGUUGGCCUAUGAGAUGAUCCGCGACGACCGAAUACCUCGGUACUUUGCGCAUAAUGGCUGCCGUCCACGGUGGGGCCUGCCGCCUGAGGGUACCAGGCAACCAGAACUCGACGGAGCUCCUUAUGAUGGGGAAAGACUGUACUGAGAGACGUAGGAUAUCGGUGGCAUUACUGUUGUUAAUUUGAAACCCAUCGGCUUCGUGCCAAGGUGUAAUUCAUACGACCGUUUGGUGUCAACAUUUCAACUAUGUAUUAAACGGUACAUUUUCUUUUAAUUUUACAAAUAUUUUGAUAUUUAUACAAUUUUGUGAAUUAUAUCAUUCAGUUUAGAAAUUAUCUUAUCUACUUUAUAAAUGUUAAUUUAUUAACUUUUAUAUACA
Molecule: messenger RNA, 946 nt
Organism: Nymphalis io (European peacock)
Lineage: Eukaryota; Metazoa; Arthropoda; Insecta; Lepidoptera; Nymphalidae
Exons: 6
Coding region: 62-712 (216 amino acids)
Source: RefSeq, a predicted model, not a curated record